This is a messenger RNA of Magallana angulata, 640 nucleotides long. RefSeq lists its product as uncharacterized. Bases 89 to 523 code for a protein of 144 amino acids. The record is from RefSeq and is a predicted model, not a curated record. Lineage: Eukaryota; Metazoa; Mollusca; Bivalvia; Ostreida; Ostreidae. The transcript is spliced from 2 exons.
GCACCUUGUGUCUGAGGAGGUGUUUUCAUUUUUCUGAUAAGUACAUGCCCAUGUAAGAAAUUACAGCUGACAUUUCACUGUAAAGACAAUGACAACACUGAAAUAUUGUCUACUUGGCCUGGUAAUUCUAUUUGUUAUAGAGGCGGUGCAUUCCCUGGGAGAAACGUGUAUAUCGUCCUCUGACUGUGCAGAUACAGAAUGCUGUGUUGAGGUUGAGAGGCGACUGCGCCGAUUCAUUUUUGGAUCCUCUAAGGGAACCUGCCAGGCCCGUCGCUACCAGGGUCAGGCAUGCCACGUGUUUCUGGUCCAUGCUUUUGGUAAUCCAAACCUGUAUAUGAAUUAUUGUCCCUGUGAAGAGGGCUUGAUCUGUCAUGGCGAUACUGUGGAUGUGCACGGAAGUCAGCACGUCCACCACAAUCCUAAGUGUUUACCUGCAGCGGAAGUCUCGACAGCACAAGCGCAGAAUACUCCCAGCAGCACCCUCCCACCGUCCAAUCCGGAAGUUAUCAGUGCCGGCUUUUAACAACAGAUGUAUUCUUUUAACUAUUGGAACUUGCCUUGCUAACAUGCAAAACAUUCAACAGAAUUUCGUUGACUUUUGAAAUUCAUGUAAAAAUAAAGAGUCUUCUUGAAAACCACA